Molecule: messenger RNA, 3728 nt
Organism: Branchiostoma floridae (Florida lancelet)
Lineage: Eukaryota; Metazoa; Chordata; Leptocardii; Amphioxiformes; Branchiostomatidae
Exons: 7
Coding region: 1147-3027 (626 amino acids)
Source: RefSeq, a predicted model, not a curated record
UAACUCAACACAAAUUAUCCCACCUCUCUGUGCGAGAUAUUUGUUCACAAACACAGGCUUAAAUAUGACUUGGUGAUCACCAAAGCGUGCCAGUUUUCAAUUAGUCCCACCCUCUGCUUACAGCCCACGCAUGGCAUUUGAACUGGGCUCGUUUUGCACAUUAGAUAUCCUGUUGUUUUGUGUAUAUUUCAGGAACUGGUCCAUUUCGCUCAGUAAGUGAAUAAACCCACAAGAGUGUACGGGGUGAGGUGUGGCUGAAAUGGCGGCGAAGUUUGUACUGGACGUUUGAAUGGAUCUACCUUGCGGAACUGCCCAGUGCCGUGCGUAGUGUGUAUGACAGGAAGAGUACUGCUUUGUGACGGUUUGGAAUGACGUCCGAUGACGCGUGGAUGCGGUGAAGGUUGUGUCAGAACAAUUAUGGAGGGGGACAAGAAUGCAAGAUUCGUUUUCCUGACGUUUUCAACUGGAUAAAAGAUCUUUGUGUGAGAGGGGAAAUACGUCCGAAGCACAUGUUCUGUCAGAUGUGUCCCCGUAUCGUGCAAUGCCUUGCCUCUCGGUGCCGUAACCAAGACCGCCCGACGCCAAAGCCCCGCGCGAGCCCUUCGGAAAAAGGACCUCGCUAAUAGCGGUGACAACACGAUACUAGGAUCCUCUACCGUGUACUAUACAAUCGGGGCCAAUCUCUACAGCUGAAAUCUGAGCCGACCGUGUCACCCUCCCAGUAGUGCUGUAACAAGCCUCGUUUGUGCUGACUGCUCGCACGCAAUGUUCUCUCAAGACGCUGCGUCUUAAGAAGGACCUCAUCAGACGUCUUACAAGAAAAUGCCGAAAAAGGCGAGGACUUUGCGAUUCGACAAAACAGUGCGGAACUGCAACAUCGGUGAAGAGUUGGGUAUCUCAGCUGGAUUGCGUGUGGUUUACGUGCCACAACUUACAGCACAGGUGCCUGGGCGAAGCUGAUGGUGUCCUGAGCGAAGAUAAGGAGGUGCCUGGUGGAUACCCGGUGAUAGUGGGUGAAUUAGAGUUCCGAGUAGAACCACCAUCGCCGCUCCAGCCAGACAGGCAGCCGCCGAACCCACUAGGACCCCGCCGUCACAGAAAAGCAUUCUUCGGUUCACUGGGAAGACUUAUGCGGCUCGUUUAAAGAUGGAACUGACUGAACUCCUGGGUCUGGUCACGUGUCUCUCCCUCACAUCGAUAUCAUCCAACGGCCCGCAAAGCAUUGUGGUCUCUGGGUACAUACUACAUCCGGAACUCAGGGGCAGCCCUUCAUUGUUGCUGCGGCAGAAACGAAGCAAUAUCACCGCUGACGAGACGACGGUUCUACCGACUGAACUACCGACGGACAAUUUCAGAACCUCCCCGCCAAACGUUACUCUCAACACCACUGCUAACGUCUCGUCCUCCACAGCUGUCAAUCAAACGGUAGCGGUGACGCCGUCAUCAUUUGUCUCAACGUCAGCUACUACCACGGCAAACCUGAGCAGCGCAGCGACCAAUGCCAGCACACCGUCAGUGAGAACAACACGAUUUGCAACAACAUCUCCAAAUAUUACCGGCAACAACAACAACAACAACAACUCCACAUCCUCGACUUUUAGGGCAAGCACAGGUAUAGACCCGUAUGCCUCGGUCACAAAUCCAAAAUCCACCACCUCACAGAGAUCAACAUCAUCGUCGAAAGCAAUGCUCAGUACAAUCUCUACCUCUACAACAGCUAACCCAUCUACGGUGAAGGAAACAUCAACGGGGCUCCUCAGAUUUUCCUCCACGUUCUCUCCAAGACUGACUGCUGUGCAGUCCACGAAGCACCUGGGUAUGGCAAGGUCUACGAAUGUUUCACCUACGAAUAUGCUGCCAACGACUCCGGCCAUAGACAACCAGACGACGCUGCCUCCAGCGAAUGCCACAACUUGGGCGUGGUACGAUGACGAACAGGGUUUAUCUGACUUCCAGAAGACUGUGAUGAUUGUCUCCUUCUCCAUCAUUGGUGUGCUCUUCGUAGCCGGCUUCAUCGUUAGGAUAUGGAAUCGUUGGAACAAGGCUCAAAUGGAAAGACGUGAGAAUGAGCGAGAAUGGAGGCGCAAGUCCCACAAGAACGCGCAGUUCGAGCGGCGAGCAUCCGGGGCCUCCCGAACAUCCUCUGUCAACUCUAGGCAGGGGGUACGUGGCGACAAGCCUGUGACGGUCGACACCGUUGCCUUGGAAACCACUAAGAUCCCGGAUGUUGAGGACAGUCAUCCCUAUACCGUCGUCCCUCAGCUUCAUAUACCUGAUCAGUGCGUCCACGUCAGCGAGCCAGUCUCCGCACAUGCGCAGACGCGGUCUGACGAGUCCGCUUACUACGCAAAACCUAGCGUGGACACACAAGAGGAGCCCGCCGAAAGCUCCGAAACUGAGAGUAUGGCGGACGCCAAAAGAAGAGUAGACUCUCUUCGGGACGAUACCUCUCCGCUGUUAAGGAGAGAUUCUAAUCAGGUAUCAGCCGCUAAAGACUGCACGGACGCGUCAUUGGUUUCCAAGGACAGUAUAGACGCAGCGCAAAGUAGAGAAAAUAGAUUGAAACUGGACGACAAAUCGAAAAAGAAGGCCAUAGGAAAUCUAAUAGACAGUAAAAUAGAUGAAGCCCCGAAAAGGGAGCGUAUACCAAGUAGCAGCGAUGUGAAAGUGAGAUCUUUGCAUUUCCCAGCAAAGUCGCCAGGAGGAGGACGGGACCCCAAAAUGUCCGUACCUGAAGGACCAAAGUGGUUGUAUCACCACGGCUCCCUACCUUUGGACAUGAAAAAAUUGCCGCCUGAAUUUUUCGAGGAGCUUGGCAUUUCCCCUCAGGCUCUGUUCGAGCCUGUAGAGAGACUCAACCUACAGGAGAUCUGGAAGCCGAUGGGAAGAACUCCAGCGCCCCCUAUUGAGGGGCAUGGGAGUUUCAGGCGUUCCCUUGCGGAAAACCUGCCUCCCGAGCACGAGGACAGAGAAGUGCUGAAGGACACGUAUGAGGAUGAAACUGGGAUGAUGAGCACAGAGCUAUAGUGCAAAAUAACUAGCAAAGUAUCAUUGGUAGUUCUUGACACAUGAUAAGUUUGGGGAGAUCAUGACGACCAUGCCUGGUGCUGUUAGGCAGCUGUAACACCAUGUUACCUAGUACCUGAGUUCCAUGAUGAUCCACCAUAUUCUAUAAUCAUAUCUGCAGAAUACUGCUGCACAUUAUUAUGUAUAAGUAACAAUCUCUCAGUGCCACAUACUACAGUUCCUCCGUGAGGACUUAGUGCAUGAUGUUUGCAUAUGCUCAUAUUCUGCGCUGGACGCCUUGUUUCCAACUUAUAUCCAUACGUAUUACUGUUAUUGUCGCAUUCUGGCUCUAUUGAUUUCGUACAGUUUAACGUCUACAAUUUAUAAGCUGUAUUUAACAAACAGACCCCUCGAAUAAUAGGGGGAAGUGCAGAAGUGUAUAUUUCAGGACUCUAGAUUUUCUAUCAUACAGUACUAUGUCUGUGGCUUAGAAAAUGUGUUUUGUAUGUUGUUGCCUCUGUAGAUGUCCAAGUGUAAAUCAAGUUCCGCACAGUGCUAUGAUGUAAAUGUAACCAUAUAUUACAAACCCCAAAAAAUGAAAUACUGAUCUUUUCAUUGUGUUGCUUUUUACAAACAUGAGGCCCAAGCCCUUCUAAAGACCCACAAUUUUACAAGACCAGCAAGCUUUGGUGGUUCAUAAAGAAAGACUCUAAUAUAAUUUC